Bradysia coprophila is the source of this 1625-nucleotide messenger RNA. RefSeq names its product kelch domain-containing protein 4. The record is from RefSeq and is a predicted model, not a curated record. NCBI's taxonomy places the organism in Eukaryota, Metazoa, Arthropoda, Insecta, Diptera, Sciaridae. Gene Ontology annotation, molecular function: protein binding.
CAGAAUGUGUCAUUCACAUCACAUCAAAACAACAACAGCCGGCACGUGGUAGUCUGAAAUAGGUUGAAGCUAAAUUAAAUUGAUAAAAUGGGAAAGAAAGACAAAAAUAAGAAAAAAGGAAAAGGCGCUGAGAAGACGGCAUUAAAGACCGAUAAAAAACUGGCAGCUAAGCAAAAGAAAUUGCUGCAGAAAAUCGGAGAGGCGGAUAUUUCAGAAAUGGUUGCAAAAUUGGAAGCGGACGAGGCUCUGCGUAAAAGUGUUACCGAAACGAUCGUUCCUCCACCCUCACCACGAAGUAAUUUUUCAUUGUGCGCCCAUCCGGACAAGGAAGAACUCAUUUUGUUUGGUGGCGAAUUUUACAAUGGUCAAACGCUGGCUGUUUACAAUGACCUUGUCGUCUACAACAUCUCGAAAAAUGAAUGGAAACAAGUGCAGACUCGAGCUGGUCCUGCUCCACGUUCCGCACAUCAAAUGGUUUCGGUAGCGAAUGAUGGUGGACAGCUUUGGUUAUUUGGUGGUGAGCUGGCUAGUCCCAGUCAACUACAGUUCUAUCACUACAAAGAUCUGUGGGUCUAUCGGCUAAAUAGUAAGACAUGGGACAAAAUUGCAACCACAACUGGACCGAGUGCACGAAGUGGUCAUCGCAUGGUUGCCAUUAAGAAAAAGUUGUUUGUCUUCGGAGGAUUUUUUGAUUCGAGCUUGUCAUACAAAUAUUUCAACGAUGUGUGGAUGUUCGACUUGGAAACGUAUCAAUGGCAGGAAAUAAAUAUAACUGGCACGAUCAGACCCAUACCAAGAAGUGCCGGCUGUAUGGCAGCAACCAACGACGGAAAAAUUUUGAUUUGGGGUGGCUAUUCAAAAACGAAUGUCAAAAAGGAAGUCGAUCGUGGAGUUACGCAUGGUGACAUGUUUUGUCUAGCACCAGAGAAGAGCGAUCCAAAGACCUGGAAGUGGACAUCGGUUAAGCCUGGUGGCUUUAAACCUGUUCCCCGCAGUGGUGUAAAUGUUGCAGUCGCUCCCAACGGUAAAGCCUACAUAUUCGGAGGUGUUUUGGACGUAGAUGAGGACGAGGAAAAUUUAUCCGGAAAUUUUAGCAAUGAAAUGCAUUCGAUUGAUUUAGCGUCGUUUGCAUGGCGUCAGAUCGAACUCAGCGGAAAGAAGGAUAAGAAGAAGUCGAAAAAGGGUGAAAAAGACGUGGAAAUGGAAUCGGUGGAGGAGAAAAGUGAAGUUGCAACUGUGUCAUCAGAUGGUGUAUUCACAAUGGUUGUCGGUGGUUCAGUAGACAAAUCAGCUACAGUGAGUAAAAUCGACGUGAACACUUGUAACACUCCAUCACCUCGAAUGAAGCCUGGUCUGGUCGUGUGCAAAGGAACACUGUACUUAUAUGGCGGUGUUUUCGAGGAUGGUGACAAACAGUACACUUUGUCGGAUUUCUAUUCGAUUGAUCUUCACAAGUUGGACGAAUGGAAGACAAUAAUUGGACAUGAUAAAAAUGCGCAUGAGUGGAUGGACUCAAGCAGUGAAGGAUCGUCGGACGAAGACAGCGAUGAUGAUGACGACGAAGAGGAUGAUGACAGUGAUGAUUCGGAUGAAAUGGACACUGAUUAAAAUAUUCAAAAAUGCAA